This is a messenger RNA of Anneissia japonica, 5845 nucleotides long. RefSeq names its product eukaryotic translation initiation factor 4 gamma 3-like. Lineage: Eukaryota; Metazoa; Echinodermata; Crinoidea; Comatulida; Comatulidae. The record is from RefSeq and is a predicted model, not a curated record. Bases 216 to 5021 code for a protein of 1601 amino acids. The transcript has 30 exons. Gene Ontology annotation, cellular component: eukaryotic translation initiation factor 4F complex. Gene Ontology annotation, molecular function: protein binding; translation initiation factor activity; mRNA binding.
GAAAGUAUGAAUUACAUUCAGAAACAUAUUUUCCAUAGAACGACUGAAUGAAGUCUAAUUAUCGGAAACAUUUUCGGAAACGUUCGUCAAUUUCCGCUCGAUUGCUUUUUGGCUAUCUCCUCUAGCGGCCAUCGCAUAAAGGAGAAAAAUCCUAAACAAGUAGCCCAUCAAAACGGCUAGUCCUACAAAGGGACUACCGUUGUUUUCACGUUGCAAUGAGCUAUAAUAUUCACCAAGGAAAGCCACCCCAACCACAAAACCAGCAUUCGGUGCAUUCUCGGGGACAGCAGCAGUCUUCUGGACAUUAUCCUCGUGACGACUAUCAACGCCGGUCGGGUUAUAAUCCAGGAAGGCAGGGACGGCCAGGUCAAUCUCCAUCGCCAGGUGCACCUCUACCUAAUCACCCCCAUGAUCUAAACAAAGCUGGUGUGGCCGGUAGGCCUACAGUUACACCACCGCCAUCCCAGUCUGGCCCAAUGAGCAACCCAAUACAACCAAAUCCUGGAACAGUUGUUGGCGGGCCUCAAAUUCCAUUAGUAUAUCAAAGACAUCAAGUGUAUAUACCACGUCCAAAUGCAAUGAGAAUGCAGCAAAGAGCAGGUGGCCAGUCGGUUAAUGCAUACAAUCCAGGACAGAUAAUGCAGACACAGCAACCACCAUUCAUACAACCAGUCAUACCGCAACAUGGUAUGAACUUGCAAUACCACCAACGAACGUUUUCACCGCAGUUCCAACAAACAAUGACGUAUACACAGCAACCAACUCAACAGUAUUAUGCUGGGACUCCUAAUAUACAGCAAGCUCCUUACAUACCAAACCAAUCACUAACGCAAACCUCAGCUCAGUUACCAAUGUACACACAGCAAGCACAACCUAGACAGCAGCAGCAGCAACCACAAACUUAUUCCAAGCCCUCAAGACCUAGGAGAGUAAUUACUAUAGUGGAUCCAGCAACUAAUAAAGACAUAACUGAAUCAAUUGUUGGUGAGAGUUCUAAUAUUUCACCACAGCAAGGUCUUUCUGCAACAUCUUCAACACCACCAAUGAAUACAGCAACACCACCUCUACAGCUUGCUUCAGUUGAUUCAAACCAAGCUAUACAGGCACAGUUCGCGGCUGAAGUUGCUCGUCUAGCUAUGGCCCCCGAAGAGGAGGAAAAGAGAGAAGAAAUUCAACCACCAGUUGUAGUUUCUCAACAAAAGACUAUACUGCCAAGACAGGAGCAGCAGCCUAAAAUAUUGAAGCCAACUGCAACAGAACCUGUAGCUCCCCCUGAUGCUAGCCAACCUGCAGCUCAGCCAGUAUCUCUAGCAAAUGUGGAUAAACCAGCACCAACCACUGAACCACCACAAAAAAUCACUGUUGAGCAAACUCAGUCUGAGGACUUUAAAGACAAACCUAAACAAGCUGAAGAGGAAACAAGCAACCUGGCAGAAAGCGUAACUAAGCCGGUCACUGCAAUCCAAGAAUCAGACAGUGCAGUAGAAAUUGUCCAUCAAGACACAGCGACUGAAAGUGUAGCUUCUGUUGUUCCACCUGCAGAGGAUCAACAGGAAUCCCUUCAACCAACUGCAGACACAGAUGUUACAGAUAAUUCACAAGUAAGUAAGAAGAAGAAUCAGAAGCAGCGUUUUCAAGAGUUAGACAAAAAAUCAGCAAAGGAUGAUGACAUGUUCUCUGCAUAUAGAACUGAGGAACCUCAAAAGGAAAGUGCAAGUAUAAGCGAAGAAACACAGUCUGCAACAAUUGAAGAAGUACAAGAAACAACAUUGACAAAUUCUGAAAAUGAAAUUCAACCAAUCAUUGAUGACCACAAAAUUGCUACAGUUGAAGAUGACAAGUCCAGUGAAGAUCAAAUUGUGAAUACAACUGAAGAUAGAACUAUAACAGAAUCAAGUAUAUCAUCAGUAAAUGACAAUACUGUAGAUGAAAAUUGUCAGUUAAUAGAAAAACCAACAGAAAAUCAAGUGAAGGAAACUGAAAUUAUAGAAAGUGUAACAGAUUCAUCACCUCAAGGUGGACUUAAUACACAACAUGAAGUGUCAAAUACAGAAAAGGAAGAGCUUGAAAAUGAAGAAAAGGAAAAUACUGCUCCCAAAACAAAAACUGUUACGGAGAAUUCAGAAUUAAAUGAAGACACAAAGCCUGUUGUCAAAGAUAAUAAAAUAGAACUUAAGUACAAAUAUAGGGAAGACCAGUGGAGCCCUAUCAACUUGGAGGGCAAGAGGCAAUAUGACCGUGAAUUCCUGAUGCAGUUCAAGGAUAAUUGCAUCGAUCGACCUGAUGGGCUUCCAAAGAUUCCAGAAGUAGUACUGGAUACUGCAAAUAUAGGUUCAGCACUUCGUUUGGAUACCAAGUCUAAUAAACAAUUCGAUUUCAUGCCAGGGUUUAUGAAGUCUCCAAGAUCAAUGGGUCAGCCAAUGAACUACAAUGCAAGGAACUCUGGCAAAGGACGUGCACCACAAUAUAAUCCGAAGAAAGUGAUAAAUUCUCUGUCCUCUGACAAGGAGCUAAGGAAAUCUGAAAAUGCAUGGAAACCAACAGUAGGAGCUGCAUCUACUAAACCAGAUGAGGAAUUGCAAACCCAGGAUGUUAACAGGAAAUUUACUGGUAUUUUGAACAAGUUAACGCCGCAGAAUUUUCAGAAACUGACAAACCAAGCUCUAGAGUUGCAGAUUAACACAGAGGAACGCCUUAAAGGAGUUAUUGACCUUGUCUUUGAGAAGGCUUUAAGUGAACCAAACUUCAGUGUUGCCUAUGCCCACAUGUGCCGAAUGCUGUCACAGAUAGAAGUACCUAUUGCUGAUAAACCAGGACAACUAGUACAGUUCCGCAAAUUGUUACUAAAUCGAUGUCAGAGAGAGUUUGAAAGUGAAUCUCAAGAUGAGAGUCUGUUGAAGGAGAAGAGGAAAGAAAUAGAAAAACUACCGGAAAAAGAAAGAGAGGUCGAAAAGGAGUUAUUUGAAUUGGCGGUAAUUGCAGCUAAGCGACGGUCACUUGGGAACAUUAAAUUUAUUGGGGAACUGUUUAAAAUCAAGAUGUUAACGGAACACAUUAUGCAUAGCUGUAUCAUGCAAUUGCUGAAGGCUGCUGAUGAUGAGUCUUUGGAAUGCAUGAGCAAAUUAUUAAGCACCAUUGGAAAGGAGCUGGAUCAUGAUAAAGCAAGGUUCCGAAUGGAUCAGUACUUCACACAAGUGGAUAAGAUAGUUAAAAGUAGAAAGAAUAACAAUCGCAUACGAUUCAUGUUGCGAGAUGUCCUUGAGCUUCGUGAGAACAAUUGGGUGCCAAGAAGGGAAGAUAACAAACCAAAAACUAUUGACCAGAUUCACCAAGAAGCGCGGGAAGAAGAAGUAAUGAAAAAGGUAGAAGCUGUACAGGCUCAAGCUGCCAGGAAAGCAAACAGAGGUCGCAAUGACCGAGGGGGAUUAACUCAAAUCGAAGAUGGAGAAUGGAAUGUCGUUGCUCAACGUAGUGGGGGACGACCUCAGCAGGUUGAUCCUAACAAAUUCAAAGUAACAAAGCCGCCUGUUGAUGACAAUGUGCAAUUGGGACCUGGUGGUAGACCAGGUUCUUUUGGUGGUUGGGGGCGUGGAGCAAGUGGGGGUGCUAAGCAGUCAAGUAGUUCUCAAGAAAGGCCUUCAAGUCCUGCUACUAACAGAUUCUCUGCACUAUCCGAUGACAGGCGCCUGCCAACUGGGGGAAGAAGUAUGACUUCCAGUCGCGACCGUGACAGGGACCGAAGUGGUCGAGGUUCACAGACAAAGCGAGGGUCAAGAGAAAGAGAUGAUCGACAAGGCCGUGAUAGAGAUAGACAAGCAGCUAUUGAUCAGGUCAGGAGGAUAUCAGCAUCGCAAGAACGCAUUAGAGACAGAGUUCAAGUCAAGGUAGUAGAGCCACCUCCAGCACAGCCAGCAAGUGAGGAACUACCAGACCCUGAAAUGAAGAAGAAAUCCAAAUCAACUCUUGAAGAAUAUAUGCACCUUAAAGACAAAAAGGAAGCCAUUCAAUGUGUGAAAGAACUUGAGAGUCCAAGUAAAAUGCACCUGUUUGUUCAUGUUGCCAUUGAGGAAACUCUUGAGCGAACAGACCAAGCAAGGAAAGAUGCUGGGGAGCUAUUAAAUGAAUUAGUUAAUGGCAAACUCAUCACUACUGCGAGCUAUAACAAAGGAUUUGAAGGUAUACUAGAGUUUGCUGAGGAUAUGGCCAUUGAUAUUCCCUUGAUCUGGAAGUACUUAGCACAAAUUAUAUCUCCAGCCAUUUCUGGAGGCUCUAUGAAUUUGCAGAACUUGGUCUCUUUGUUGGAACCAAUCAAAGCUAUAGGAAAAUCAGGCCACCUAUUAGCUGAAGUACUUAAGGCUCAAGUUAAAGAAGUUGGUGCUGCACUUGUUUCUGAAAAAUGGGCUGCAUCUGGACUGCAACUACAGCAAUUUUUAAAUCCAGGUGAAGAUGUGAAAGAUUUUAUUGAACGAAGGGAUUUAGGUUUUCUUCAAAGUGCGCCUCCUACCUCAUCUAGUGGUAUGAAUCUAGAUACAAUGCAAACAGAACUGAAGUAUCUCCUCAAAGAUGCAAGUAAUGAAGAAGUCUUUCAGUGGAUUGAUAGGCAUUUUACAAAGCAGAAAACAUUAGAAAAUGAUUUUAUUCGUGCACUGACGACAGCUGUUUGUGAAAGUGCAAUUCAUGGGGAAGGGCCAGCCAGCCGAGGAGACAGUGAACUAUUAAAAAAAAGAGCUCCUCUACUGCAGAAGUAUAUUGACAGUAAAGACAAUCGGGAGCUGCAGGCACUGUUUGCUGUCCAAUCUCUCAACAACAGUUUAGCAAACCCACCAGGUCUGUUGCGCAUUUUGUUUGAUGUUCUGUAUGAUGAAGAUGUGAUUUGUGAAGAAACUUUUUACAGUUGGCAUGCUAAUACGGAUCCACGUGAAUCAGAAGGCAAGGGUGUUGCAUUGAAAUCCGUCACAUCAUUCUUCACAUGGUUACGAGAGGCAGAGCCGGAUGAUGAUGAUGAACCAGAAAAACAAUAAACAAUAAAACAAUGAUGAUAAAUAUAUUAAUUAUAAAGACACAUUUAUGCACUAUAAGAGUAAGUUAUAAAUCUGAAUCAACAGUUACUUGAUAGUCAUUAUGAGUUGGUGAACCCGCUCAAUAUUGAUGACCUUUGAACUUGUGAACGAGUAGGUUGUUCACCAAUCCAGGAUCUCUUCACACAGGUGUAUGUAUUUUUAUUUUUUUUUUGGAUAUCAACAUAGCAGACUAGUUGAUUUCUUCCAGUUCUACCUAUCUGUCUACAAUGGAGCAUAAUAUUUCAGUUAAGUUGCAUUUUGUCAUUAUGUUAUGCUCUUAGUAAAAACAAUAACAUGCUUCCAUUUGACAAGAAAACACAGAAAGUAUAAAAAAUAAGAAAAAAAAAACACGAAUUUUUGUUGUUUAUUAUCAAACAUGAAAUGUUAUAGUGGUUGAUGUAUGUGGGUGGGUAAUUUUGCUUAUACUGCCGUAGGUGGUGGAAUAAUUUUUUAUUGUAUAUGGCCACAGCAAAUUCAUAAUGAACAAUUAAUUUUUUGACAUAUCUUUUGUUAACUACAUAUUGUAUUAUUUCAAAGUAAAAUUGUCAAAUUUAUUUGUGACUGGUAAUAAAGAAUAUUUAAUUUUUGAUAUUAGGUAAAUUUUUAUGACAAUAAUGGUAAUGUGAAGCAAUUAAUGGAACUAGCUAAGUUCUUAUGUGAAUACACAAUUAAUGGAACUUACUAUAGCUCCCAAUGUGAAUGGAACUAUGUACGAAUACAAGAUGAUUCAUGGCUGCUGUACAAUAUUUAAGAAAAAAAAUAUAAAAAAAAAAAACUUAUUUAAA